AUGUUUAAUGGAUACAGCAACACUUCCUCAAACGACGGAUGGACUAUGGAUAAAGCAAACGCCCUCGCCGCCCUUUGCGAGAAUUACCCCCUACAAGAUGCUAAGAAAGCGCUCGACUUUGUUGGGUUCGCGAGGAAGCACCUCUCGGGCAUUCCAGGCGCAUUCGAUCAGUUCUUCGACGCGUUGCAGUCGCUUCGGGAAGGCCACCUGAAGCUGCAAGAUGUGCUCAUUCUUCUGAUGAUCAAGUGCUCCAGUGCUCCUUUUGUUCUUCUGGAGUUCAAUCAAUUCCUUCCGCGGGAAUAUUCGUAUAGGUAUCUCACCGUGGCACAGACCAUUGAACUUAUUACGCCUACGAAGACUGUGCAUUGCCCGGCUGCCGUUCAGAUGUAA
Molecule: messenger RNA, 390 nt
Organism: Trametes versicolor FP-101664 SS1
Lineage: Eukaryota; Fungi; Basidiomycota; Agaricomycetes; Polyporales; Polyporaceae
Exons: 3
Coding region: 1-390 (129 amino acids)
Source: RefSeq, a predicted model, not a curated record